ACACCAAUGCAACCUUACAGAUCAUGCUGGAUUCAUCUCUGGACUGGAUUAUUAAACACAUUCGGUGGAUUUAAAACCAACUCAACAUUAUGAUAUAAUGAAAUGAAGUAGCAAGACUUAAAGCUAAAGUCAACUGAGGACACAUUUUUAUUAACUUAUUAAUAAGUUAAUUUAUUAAAUAUAUAUAGCCUAAUUUAUUAAAUAUGAUUCCAGUGCGGCUGAUCUCAGCUUUGGUAGUGGCGUGUGGUUGCAGCGUGCUCGCGCACGCAAUGCAAGCAAACUUCACUCUGGAUAAUGACAUUGAGUCCAGCUUCCUCCAGCGGCGGCUGAAGAGCCAGGAGCGCAGGGAGAUGCAGCGGGAGAUUCUCUCCAUCCUCGGGCUGCCGCACCGGCCCCGUCCGCUCCUGCACGAGAGGCACACCGCGGCUCCCAUGUACAUGCUUGAUCUCUAUAACGCCAUCCGGGAGGACGGAGAUCAGAGCACUUAUAAACCGGUGUACACGACCCCGGGACCCGCGAUGGUGACCCAGCAGGACAGUCGCUUUCUCAGUGAUGCCGACAUGGUGAUGAGCUUUGUCAAUCUGGUGGACCCAGAUGACGACCUCCGUCUCGGUCAUCAGCACCGCAGAGAGUUUCAUUUCGACCUCUCCCGCAUACCGCUGGGAGAAACCGUGAGUGCUGCUGAGCUCCGUAUCUACAAGGACUUUGUGUACGAGCGCUAUGAAAAUGAGACUUUCCAUGUCAGUGUGUUCCAGGUGCUCCAACAGCAGCCCAAAAGGGAGCUGUACCUGCUAGACUCGCGAGUGGUGUGGGCAGCAGAAGAGGGAUGGCUGGUAUUUGACCUCACGGUCAUCACUAACCACUGGGUUAUAAACCCAGGUCAGAACUUGGGACUGCAGCUCUCUCUGGAAACUGCACAUGGUGAAAGAAUGAACCCAAGGAGAGCAGGUCUGGUGGGCAGCCGUGGACCUCAGAAUAAGCAGCCAUUUAUGGUGGCGUUUUUGAAAGCAUCAGGAAUCCAUCUCCGCAGUGUUCGCUCAGCACCAGGAAACAAACAGAGGGGUCACCAGCGCUCUAAAAACCCCAAACCUGGCGUUGCACCCAGCCAUGUAGCUUUGAAGACAGCCGAGGCCGCAGAGGGCGCCAGUGUAGACCCCAAACAGGGCUGCAAGAAGCAAGAACUGUAUGUCAGCUUCAGAGAUCUGGGAUGGCAGGACUGGAUCAUUGCUCCAGAGGGUUACGCUGCAUACUACUGUGAGGGAGAAUGUGUGUUCCCCCUGAACUCUUAUAUGAAUGCCACAAACCAUGCUAUUGUACAGACACUGGUCCAUUUCAUAAACCCAGAAACAGUCCCGAAGCCCUGCUGUGCUCCAACGCAGUUACACGGAAUCUCAGUUUUGUACUUUGAUGACAGUUCCAACGUAAUAUUGAAAAAGUACCGCAACAUGGUCGUCAGAACCUGCGGAUGCCACUAAUCUGCCCUGGACAAAAUAAGGGAUGCAAAUACUUUUGAUUAACAAGAGCCCAGAGAGAAAAGAGACUCAUUACUGCAGCAAAAGUGGACUUCUCUGUCGGAGGAGUGUACAUCCAAAGCAUACAUUUUCAUUAAAAUCUCAAAACUCCUGGAACUGUAUGAGGCUGACCACAGCUGAGUCAAGUGCGUGGUGUUCUGGCUUUUAUUUCUGCACAGAGAGCCAAGUUUGGAAUAUCAAAGAGGACAUGAGCAGAUAAAAAGAGAAAGAACUGGCAGGAAAAACGCACAUUGCUUUAUGGAGAUUUCAUUACAAAAAACACUUUUAAGAUGGCAUGAUUUCUGUAUGUAAUUCAUUGAAGUAAUUCCUGGAAAAUUCCUGCCAUGACUGAACUUAUCAGAAAGUCUGAGACCACUAGGAGAAAUACUUUUAUUGUGGAUUUUCUUAUUUAAUUUUUUUCUAUUAAAAAUAUGCAUAACAAUAGGAGUUAAACGUUGAGUGAGAAUAAAGACAUGAAUUUGAGCUUAUGUUGAUCUUAUGUGCUUCAGUGGAUAAAUUCAUAGUCUUAAAUAUCUCUUUUACAUUUUACAUCAUAAUGUGCCUUUGUUUAAAAUUCUGGUUAUUUCCAGUUUUGAAUUGCAGAAUUUGCAUGUGGUUGCAGAUUUUUAGACCCCACUGUAUUUUGCACAAGAUGUGAAAUACACAUGCAAAUGAUGGGUGUCUGUUACAGUGAGUCAAAGCAAUGGUUUUUGAUUUCACUCUUUCAGGACACUUAACAAACCCUUACACAGAUGUCCAGCACUUGAUUAAACAAGACUGCAUAAAAUAUUCAACUCAGUUUUGCCUGAAAACACGUGUUUUCUCUCAGCAGUUAUCAGUCAUUAUUACAGUUAAAAAAAAAAAGCCAUGUGCAUGGAUUUGGCCUUUCAUGGGUUUCAGAAGAGUCAAGAUUCUGUGUUUACAUCACCAUUGGUAAUUUAAUUUAUGUGAUUAUUUAUCAGUCAAAGCCACGUGCUUGGAUUUGGAUCACUUUUUGUCUAAUAGAAGAAUAGUUUCUCAAGUAAAUUUCUGUCAAUAUGUAUUCUGACUUAAAAUGUAUGCGCAUUAAUUUUUUCCACCCUCAUUCUGCAAUAGAUGGAUCCAGUUUUAUGCAAGAUUAUAUCCUCCAUCCUUAAUGCUUAAUCAAAAACAUUAGCAAAUUACCAUGGUAUAUCUUGAUUUAGCUAAUCACAAGAGCAUUUAGCACUAUGCUAAGCUAGUAUGCUAGGCUGUUAUCUUGCUAACUGAAAGCUAACUGAAAACAAAGAAAAGGAAAUGCUUAAUUUUACCAUGUUUGUAGCUACUGUAUGAUAAUGUGAUGUGUAAUUUAAAAUACAGUAACAUUUAGUUUCAUAGAGUACAUAUAAAAAGUGGGAUGGAAUCAUUCUUGGGUCCAUUGAGGAUCCUUCGUUGAAAACACACCUUGUGACAACUUAUCAUUAAUUAUGUGUGCUCACAUAGGAUUUACAAAACAAUUAUGUGUAUACACACCAAUAGUGAAUGAACCCUUUGUUGUGGAGAUUGUGAAUGAGUGUGUGUGUGUGUGUGCGCGUGUUUUUGUGACAUAUCAGGACACAACUUUGUAUAAUGACAUGGGUAUGACACAGGUAUUACAAGGAUACUUAUGAGGACAUAACUCAUGUCCCCAUUUAUCAAAAUUUAUAUAAACCAUACAGAAUGAGUUUUUCUGAGAAAGUCAAAAUGCACAAAGUUUUCUG
Messenger RNA from Cyprinus carpio (common carp), 3229 nucleotides. It is a transcript of the gene bmp7a, whose product is annotated as bone morphogenetic protein 7a. Gene Ontology annotation, biological process: SMAD protein signal transduction. The record is from RefSeq and is a predicted model, not a curated record. Gene Ontology annotation, cellular component: extracellular region. Gene Ontology annotation, molecular function: growth factor activity; cytokine activity. Lineage: Eukaryota; Metazoa; Chordata; Actinopteri; Cypriniformes; Cyprinidae.